CCUUUCCGGCGGUGACGACCUACGCACCCGAGAACAUGCCUGUGAGUGCUUUGGUCCAGGUUUCGGCGGAGAUCUCGCUGUUCUGUCCGAACUCUCCCCUCACGCUGAUUUCGGAUCGUAGAGGGUCCUCAUUUACCCACUGCACUUCUUAGGACAUUAACUCCAGGGACCGCAGCGGCCCACGGGCCACCCGCAUAGACGGGAGCGGAGAGGAGAUAAGAUGGCGGCCCAGCUGCGCAGACACCAGGGGCGGCGAGGGGCGAGCUCUCCCCGCUCGCAAAGGAUCUCCUUCAUCCCUCUCCAGAAGAGGAGAAGAGGAAACACAAGAAGAAACGCCUGGUGCAGAGCCCCAAUUCCUACUUCAUGGAUGUGAAAUGCCCAGGAUGCUAUAAAAUCACCACGGUCUUUAGCCAUGCACAAACGGUAGUUUUGUGUGUUGGCUGCUCCACUGUCCUCUGCCAGCCUACAGGAGGAAAAGCAAGGCUUACAGAAGGAUGUUCCUUCAGGAGGAAGCAGCACUAAAAGCACUCUGAGUCAAGAUGAGUGGGAAACCAUCUCAAUAAACACAUUUUGGAUAAAUCCUG
Molecule: messenger RNA, 584 nt
Organism: Pan troglodytes (chimpanzee)
Lineage: Eukaryota; Metazoa; Chordata; Mammalia; Primates; Hominidae
Gene: RPS27
Product: ribosomal protein S27
Exons: 4
Coding region: 364-522 (52 amino acids)
Biological process (GO): translation
Cellular component (GO): ribosome
Molecular function (GO): structural constituent of ribosome
Source: RefSeq, a predicted model, not a curated record